Malus domestica (apple) is the source of this 825-nucleotide messenger RNA. RefSeq lists its product as uncharacterized. The record is from RefSeq and is a predicted model, not a curated record. Lineage: Eukaryota; Viridiplantae; Streptophyta; Magnoliopsida; Rosales; Rosaceae.
GAAUGGAUUCAAUUCAAUCACAAGCAAAAUCACAUCCAGAAGCCAUGGCAAAACAAGAGUUGGAGAAAGAGGAGAAGAACAAUGGCACAAGAGAGAGACCUAACAAGAAGGAUGUGAUCAUCACUGUCUAUGUGGAAUCUCCGGCAUCGUCUGAUUCUCAUCAGAAACCUGGUCCUGUCAAGAAGAUUAACCCCAAGCCGAGCCCCGAAAAGCCUCAUCAGACUGCGCAAACACGAAUCUAUGAUCGCCGGGCUCAACUCCUUGCUUAUUCUCAAGAGCUAAGAACAACUGGUGAUGCUCAGAAAGUGCAGUGGACUAACAACGGUUCAAAGCCUAAGCCUAGGCAGGUGGGAAACAAAAGGCUCAUAACUCCAAUAAGACACAGAAGAACAAAGAGCAGAGGGAGAUAUCAACGCUUAGUACCAGAAGUGGACGUAUAUUGCAAUCCCAAAUCGAUCAUAGGCAGGAACAAAAAGGCCAUCGGAUCAGAAACAAGUUCUAACUUUCUGAGGAAGCUAAGGUGUGUGCUGAGAGGAAUUUCUGGUUUGCUCUGCAACAAAGGGUCCAAAGUUGCAGAGAGAAAUUAUCAUGCUAUUUGAUUUAGAAUUUUUAAUGUUAGUUUGCUUGAAUGGGUCUUAUGUCUUUUUACCCACUUAUCCAGUUCUGUUUGUUACAGAAGUACAUUUAAGAUCCAUCUUUUACUCCAUGUGUAGACUUUUUAAACAUCUUGCCAAGUAAAAAAUACUCAAAACAAGGGCAGUUACUGCAGAAAAAUUUGUAGUAAGCGUGUAUACAGAACAAUGUUUAGCUCCUUAAAUAAUAUGA